AUGGACUCGGAGAGAGCUGGCACCCGGAACCCAGCGGAGGAUCUGGGAGUCGAGGACUGCUUUGAAGCUUGCUUCGAGGAUGCCGUGGACAUAGCUCCGCCAAAGGAGGAUGAGCUCGAAUCUGGCAACCAUCAGCUGGUUGUCAAGAGCACCUUCCUGGACGUCAUGGACGGCUUCAGUGCCCGACAGCGAUUUAGAUCCCUGCGCCGGGCACAAAGUGAUCCCGUCCUCGAGGCCGAGGCCCCCGCGGCCUACGAGCCUGGUUUGUUCGAGGACUCUCCAAGCAGAGCUGGACAGACCUCUGAGACGACCCAUUCCAUGGGGGAGACAUCCAAGGCAGAGGUCGCGGAGGUCGCGCAGGGCAUCGAGGUUUUCUCCAGGAGCGAGGACGAGCGGUCAGAUGAUGACGAUCGAACGACGGUCAUGUUGAGGAACUUGCCGAACAAUUACUCGAGGGAGAUGUUCCUGGAGAUGCUGGAUCAGAACGGCUUUGAGACCAGAUAUGACUUUGUGUACUUGCCUUUCGACUUUGGGCGAAAUGCCAACCUGGGCUACGCAUUCGUCAAUCUGGUCCAUCCCGCUGACGUGGCUGCAUUCCGGCGGGUCUUCCAGGGAUACUCCAAGUGGAGCCUCCCAACCUCCAAGGUUUGCCAAGUCAGCUGGAGCGGGCCGCACCAAGGGUUCGAUGCCCAUGUGGCUCGCUACCGUAACAGCCCGGUGAUGCACCGGUCAGUCCCAGAUGAGUACAAGCCAAUCAUCUUCAAAGCUGGAGUUCGACAAGAGUUCCCUCCCGCCACAAGGAGGCUGAAGCCUCCGGCCCGAUUUGUCGGACGCUGA
Messenger RNA from Symbiodinium necroappetens, 837 nucleotides. Lineage: Eukaryota; Dinophyceae; Suessiales; Symbiodiniaceae. The record is from the annotation of a GenBank genome assembly.